Molecule: messenger RNA, 5798 nt
Organism: Rhipicephalus sanguineus (brown dog tick)
Lineage: Eukaryota; Metazoa; Arthropoda; Arachnida; Ixodida; Ixodidae
Product: mpv17-like protein 2
Exons: 3
Coding region: 154-726 (190 amino acids)
Biological process (GO): mitochondrial ribosome assembly
Cellular component (GO): membrane; cytoplasm
Source: RefSeq, a predicted model, not a curated record
UUAUGCACAUGUUCAUACAUUGUCGUGCCGCGUUUCUGUAGCCUUAGGCGCUACUUUAGGUUUGGACAGUAGCAUCUUCGCCAUACACAAACAUAUGUUUUUCUUGUCUGCGUUGAACUAGUGCGAAAGCUGUGGUUUCGGCCACUGCAUUCAAUGACACAUGGAGCCGUGCACUUCUUCAAAAAAUGCAGUCGUGUGCUGUUCGGCCGCCACUUGGUGGCAACCAAUGCCACAAUAUCUACAGUCAUGGGCAUUGUCGGUGACCUCGUCCAGCAACACUACGAAGUUUUGUCCGGCCGCCAGGCUGCCGUCAAUUCAGUGCGGACAUCGCAUAUGGCAGCAGCCGGUCUGACCACUGGAAUGGUGUGCCAUUAUUGGUACGUCUUACUCGACCGAUGGAUGCUGGGGCGGUCUGUGCGCACGGUAUUGCUGAAGGUGCUCUAUGACCAAGUCGUGUUUUCACCCAUCAAUUUGGUUGUCUACUUUGGCACUGUGGGUUUACUAGAGCGUUCAAGCUAUGCUGAACUAAGCCAUGAGCUCUGGUUCAAGGGUGGUACUGUUUAUAAAGUAGAAUGGAUAGUUUGGCCACCAGCACAGUUCCUUAACUUUUAUGUGCUUCCUCUGAGGUAUCGAGUUUUUUUUGACAACCUCAUUUCCUUUGGCUUUGAUGUAUACCUUCCAUACGUCAAAUAUAAGGACCACAGGUCUCACACGAACCAUGGCUGAAUGCUUUUGUUGUGAACUACUGUUAUUGCUUAAGGAUGCAAAAUCAGUAACAAAAGAGAACAAAGGUAUUAAAGAAACAUUGGAAAUGUAUUUUGUAACUUUAAGUUACUCUGAAUCUAAGGGAUACUAAGCAGAGACGCACACUUUUACAUGGAAGUUAUUGACAGCCCAGUGUCCAGGUUCCUUUUAGUUUUUUUUUUCUUUUUUUGCAGCGGUCUACAUAUUCAAUGUCACCUUUGUAUUUUUUUGUUAUGGGCUACUGAGUGAUUAAGUAGAACAAUUGCAAUGCUGUUUUCAAGGAUUCUUGUGCGAAAACCUGGAUGCCUUGUCUAUAUUGCAGUGGCCGAGUUGGUCGGCUGGAUUUUGGUGGUGUGGCUAAACGCACAAUAAGGUGUGGAAUGUCAUAUUUAACUUCCUUCUCCUGCUCCCAGUGAGCCGACUUGUGCACAGAUGUGCAGCUAAAGGCACAGCAAAACCAAAAGUGAAAUUAUAUGCAGAUCUGUGUAUAUGCUGAGAGAUUGAAUGUUGCCACAGGGCUGUGUAAGAGGCCAUAAGGGGCACUGUAGUAGAUUUCAGAAUCAGCUGGCGUGAGGUAUAUUAAGACACUAUAUUGAAUUUACAUAGUCAUUGUUCACCUUCUAUACGUGUUAUUUGUUCAUUGCGCCUUGCGUCCCUUAUUUGGCUAAUUUAUUCUAGGGUAUCAGCUUUUAACCUGACACAGUUGAUGAAGCCGUACAUUGUCCGAUCCACUGACAACAGGGAUUUGGAUAUUGCCGCUUUCAUGAAUAUUGUUAAAUCCUUUGAUUUUGGCAUUGAGAUAACAAUUUAUGAGUAAUUGUUGCCUCAGAUGAGAAGAAGUAGGUGUCCGCAGUGGUCAUGUGCUAUUCGGCCAAUUGCUUUCCACCAGGUGGAGGCAGUGAUGAGUGAGAAACCUGAAAAGCAAUUGCAAAGCAGCAUUGCGGUUCAUGACACAUGUGCACUUCAAGUUGUGGAUGUAGCAGAAAAGCUUUCUGUGCGUGAUGAUGUUGGGUACCAUUCUUAAAGGGACACUAAUGUGAAACACUCAAUUAGUUGAGAUGGAUAAAUUGUACCGUGAAAACUCUAGUGUUGUUAAUUUCACCACCAUAAGUCUACGAGUAGACGAGAAAAUCAAUGUCAAAAUUUCACUUUCAAAUUUCCCGCCGAAACUCCCGAUGGCGACGUCACGGAUUUCAAAGUCUUUUUUUUCUUAAUUUUGGCCACAUUGUCUCAACGAAAUUCCCUGAGCAUGGCCAUAAAUGUUACUGGAGGUUAAUAAGAAGCUUGGUAAAGGAGAGAGAGUUGCAGGUUAUUGCCCCACAUGGAAAGCCUGAUUAAUGUUUUUUUGCAACGGUGUGCAUCCAUAACAGCUGUAUGUCUGAAAGAGGAAAAUGAUGCUUUUGACUAACAUGCUCACAUGUGAGAAUGUUACUGUAUUUGAGAAUGCAUUUUCAUUCAUGUGGCUAGGAGUUUUAGAACUUUAUUUUCCUUCAGAUAUAAAAGGCCAAGAAUACUGACAGUGGUGACAAAUACACAGCAUAAAAUUAUGAAUUGCUGUAAGGUUUUCUGUGUAGCACAAGCUUGUUUCAUUAUAGAACGCCACAGUCAACUCACCUAUAGUUGAAGUGCUUGUGUUAUGUGCAUAGUGUGUUGAAAUUGGUGUAAUAACCAAAAGUGUAAUGUUGACAGCCAGCAUAUGUAUUGAAAGAUGAUGUUGGUAUCAUAUGGAAUUAUACAGUGGAAUCUCGUUUUUACAUUUUUCACUGGGACUGGAAAAGAAAACGUAUUAUGCAAAAAUCGUGUUAACCAAAGAUUUUGAAAAGAGGAGGAAAACAUGCAUACUCCGCCAGCAACUCACUUUUAUUGAGCAACACUGAAGUAGCUUGUAAGUUUGAGCUGCACUUUUUUCUUUUCAACGUCUAGGAGAAAAUUCCUCGGAAAAGUCAAAAAAGAAGCUGUAGUUCGCUCACUCACCUCUGCAUUCACGACAAAGCUACGAAGUGCGUCCAAGUGUUUGAGUGCGUCGCUUGCUGUUGGCAGCGAUCUGUUCUCCACAAAACCGAUGCUGCUGUGGCUUCAGCGGCUCUGCAGCGUGCAGAUCGUGGCUUGUUGAAACUCGAUUUGAGCUAGUAUACCGAAGAAUAAACGCAGGAUUUCUGGAUACAUCGGUCAAGAUCCACUUUUGCGGUCGUAUUAUCGAAUUUUGGGCAGAAAGUAGGGGUGUGCGAAUAUCAAAUUUUUCGAAUACGAAUCAAAUACGAAUAUCCACCUUCGAAUAUCGAAUAUCAAAGGAAAAAUGCCUCCACAGUAACAAUAUUUUAUUUAACAUUUGAAAAAAAAACGUUAACAGCCUGACUGGCAACACAACAUACACUGCUAUCUCCAGAACACAAUGUCCAGGCUAGCACAAUGCACAUCACAACACAAGCAAAUAUCACGGCACAAUGAAUGUAAUGACUCGAUGUUAUCAUGAAGAAAUAGGAGUUGCUCCACACGAUCAGGCAGCAGGCGCUCCCUUCUAACAGAGACACCCCCCCCCCCCCCGCCACCGAAAAGGCACACUUGCUUGGAACAGAAGUGGCUGGUAUAGGGAGUUACAUGGGGCAAAGCUUUGCCAGACUGGGGUAUCUGAAGGUGCCUACAGUCCGCCACCAGUCACAUGGGUCACUGUCUUUCUUCAGAAGUGGUCCCGCAUAGUGAACGAGUGGUAGUGUGGCAUGUUACGGCCGCAUUAUAUUGAAAAUGUACGGUUACAUGAUCGCCAACAGUGCUGCACGUCGAAGAUGCACCAGCAAUAAAUCAUACGUAUUGGGGCGCUCGUCGCAGGCCGAUAUCGUGCCUCCGUGUACUUACGAUGUUUAUCGCUCCUCUCAGCAACGUUUUUAGCGAUACGAACGCAGCAGAAAUGUGGAAGACAAGUUAUUUUAUGCAUGAUAAUCAAAUCGCAUAUUCGAAUUUUUCGAAUAUUCGAAGUUAUCAAAUGUUCGAAACUCUUCGAAUACACGAUUUUCGAAUCGAAUACGAAUAUUUCGAAUGUAAUGUACGACGAAUAUUCGAAACUUUCGAAUAUUCGCGCACCCCUAGCAGAAAGUAAUCGUAUAAAAUGCAUGAAAAUGCAUUAUUUCCAAGAGACGUUGGCCGGGUAUAAAAAGAAAAACAUGUUCGGCCGAAAAGCAUAUUAUGCAGAAUUGUAUCAACGAGAUUCCACUGUAUUCCACUAUAAAUAGUGCCUUGCAAUAAGAGAUGUGUGCGCAGUGCUGAUACUAUAUCUUGUUCCACAUUGUGCCUACAAAUGUGUAAAUAUUUAGUUUUUCUGCGUGUAUAUAUUUACUGUUGUUUCUUGUUGACUUUUAUAUUCUGUUAAUAAGCACUUCAGAUGCACUGUUGGGAAAGUUGAUAGAAUCCAUGCAAACUUUUUUUGUUUGAUAUUUAUGUGAACACUAUAUGUGAAUGAAUAACAGAAAAUGCGGCUGCAAGUGCCGUUAAUGCUCUCCAACGUUUUCAGUAUGUGUAACCAAGUCUUCACUCCUGAAAGUAGUUGAUUACAGCAGCAAUAUAUCUUGCUUUAAGCUGUGAAUGUUUACAGCCAUGACACCCUUGAAAUUUGCCUGCUGGAGAGCCCCACCAAGGAGGUUGUCGUGGGGUGCUUGAAAACUAUUGCACAUAUAUAGUCAUUUAUUGGAUAUAGCAAGCAAGCAUGUUCAUGCAUUAUUUUAGGGAGUAUACUACUGCUACAGUGAAACUGAAAAUGUAAGACCAGAGAUUUUGUCAGUUGCACCAAUGCAAAUAUUCAUUCACUUGCUGCUCAAGGCUCAUAUUCUGAUAGCAAAAUUAUCAAAUACUCAGCAGUAGCAACAUGAUAUGGUAAAUAGUAGAUGCGUAUGCACCUUUUGGCCAACGACUUGGGGGCACACCUUAAGUGGCUUUUGUAACAUUCCAUGGCAACAUGAAGCCAUCAUCACUUGGCAUUUUCGAAUGAUUUCCUUUGUGUAAGUACUGAAUGAGCCUUAGGUUUAGUCUGGAAGUGAAUUACUGGAAGGGAGAAAAGUCUUGUGUAACGCCUGCGUCCUGCCAGGGUUAACAGUGGCACAUAUCAAUUUUUUUAUGCCACUCUCCCUCACUCUUUCUGGAAGUUAAGCAUUAGCAUACUGUAAAAUAUAUGAAAAAAAGACAAGACAGCCUGUGACCAGACAGUGCAAUGCUGCUAGCCAGGUAUGGAAAGGUGCAUUUAAGUAAAUUAUAAUGAAGGACUGGUGAGGCAUUCAAUCCAUCAUAGCAUACUUGUACCACAGCCAGCAGUGUCUCUGACUUGUCUUUAUACAGGCAGUCUACCUCCUGGCUUAAAGAAAGCAAAUGAGUAGAUAGGUAUUACAUGGACACUGCUUCCACCGUUUUAUUAUCUAAACAAAAGAAGUCGAUUUUUGGUUAUUUCCUUGCAUAGUAACCUAGUUACAUUAACUUAAAUAUCCUUUACGUUGUCACCAUUCAGCUUAGAAUUAUAGUGGGCAACGUAGUGGGCAUAGAGCAGGGCGUCCGCAUCUCCUGUUGACCUUUCAAUUUGAGUACAGAUACUCUGGCUGCAGCAUAACUGAUUGCGGAUACUCUGGCUGCAGAUACUAUGACUGCAGCAUAAGGUAGCUUUUGUCACACUUAACAGGAAAUCCUGCUUCCAGGGGCAUUGCCAGGGGGGGGGGGGGGUUCAACCCCCUUCCCCCGAAAAUUUUCAGUUUUGCUUGCGUAUAUAUACACGCACACAAACGUAUGCACGAACAUACAUAAAGUAUGGUUGAACCCCUCCCCCCCGAAAAAAAUUUCUGGCUACGCCCCUGCCUGCUUCUAUAUUUGUAGGUAUAGGCCUCGCGAAUCUGGUAAUGAUGUUAUGUAUAGUGAACAUUUUAAAAGCUUUAAAAUAGAGCAGCAAUAAGAGAACUUGUGUGACACUGUGAAGCACUGUAUAUGUAAGACACUUAAGUGACGUGAUUUUCCGUGCCUGUACCUUGUGCCUGCUGUAAAGUAAAUUUUUACAUAAAAUAUUUCUUAACAGAAAAAGCGAG